This is a messenger RNA of Ectocarpus sp. CCAP 1310/34, 1962 nucleotides long. The record is from the annotation of a GenBank genome assembly. Lineage: Eukaryota; Phaeophyceae; Ectocarpales; Ectocarpaceae.
GGCGUGUAGUUCAGUUGUGAGCACGCAAACGUGCUGCAGGGAUUGCAGGUGUACCUCCUCGGGCUUGCGUACCCUUUCCUUGCUAAUAGUGUGUGUUCUUUAGAUAGUCUGAUGGCUCCAGCAUUUUGGUGACCACGGACCAAGUCUUUACUAGAUUUUGGGAUUAGCAACUGACACGAGUUUAAUGUGAAGAAAAACAACAAACAACAACAACAAUCCCUGAAGACCCUGGGGAAGACUCACUUGUUUAUUAAUCUGUGGGAACAGCAGUGCUUGUUGUUGCCUUGCUCUCAAAGGUAGACUGAGCACAGUCGGGGAGGUCAAGCUCCCUCAAAUAGGGGCUACAAAGGACCUGUCCCCGGGUUUAUCCUUCCAGCGGGAGUUACAUCUCCCGCACUUUUCUAAGGGAACUACGCCGCAUAACCGUUGACACCUAUGGUCUAUGACGUAUAUAUGUCUACACUUGGACGGUAUCUCUACCAGAUCUACGAAAUCGAGGAAGCUGGCGGGUCUCAUUCUACGCAGGCGUGCAUGGCACAUGCGGGGAUGGAUCAGGACAGGGCCCUCUCCACAAGCCCUUCAUCGUACACCCAUCCGAUUGCUCGAGCGUCUACUGGACUCGCACUCGGCGUGCGCUCUAGCAGCAUCACAGGCGUGGCUUGGAUCUACCCACACGCCAGACAGGCCCGCACGCGCGGGAAGUCAACGUCGGCACACCACGCCAUCGCUGAGCACGCAGGCUUGGGAGGAAAGCAGAGGUGCUCGGCGGCAACGUGUGGAGGACUCCGACAGCGCAGCAACCCCUGCGUCCAUCGCGGAGGAACACUUCGGGUACUUGGGUUGGAAAUGGAGGGGGAAUCAUUUUGGCUCGAAGCUGCCUCUGUGUCUUUUCCUCACACUGCACGACCGGGGUAACGGACACAAGAUUGGAACCGGAGCCGACGUGCUGCGUUGGGUCCGGGAGUGGCUAGCAACGUCUCGUUACAGAGAUGUUGUGACGUUGGAUAUUACGUCCCAGCAGGUCGCCCAGCAUCUGAAAGCUUUGGCCCAGAAGCACAAACUGGGCAAGGCGAUUAACAAGAUACAACUUGAAAAGUUCAUGGAGUCUCUGGAGCACCUCCCCCAGGAGGCGGUACCACCCACGCGGGACAACCCCUACGGAGGUCAAGAGGCCAGGAACAUGGCAUACGCACGAACGAGAAGCUCGCAAGGGCAAGGGGGGCACGCGUUCCUGAGAGCGGCUCCCACCGACCGAGCUCGAGAGAUUCCAUCGAACGAAUUCGUCUACGCGACGAGACGCGCCUUGGGAGUUGAAGAAUUCUUGGCGGAAAGAUGUCCCAGCGCGACCAGCGAUGGAAUCGCAGCCCAAGCAUCCGAGGCGCGAAAGCGUCAGCACUACGCUCGUCCGGGACACGUGUCCUUUGACGAACGCAGCUUUAAACUUACCUCCUUAGCCGUGGAAAGCUUUGGCCGCCUUGGAGAGGAGGGUUACGAGUUCAUCGAUGAACUUGCGACACAUGCCGUGGGAGGAAGGGACGGAGGAACGAUGGCUCUGAAAGGAGUCUUCAAGGAACGACUUCUUCAAAUCGUUUCGGUGGCUACACAGGUGGCCAUAUCUCGGCGAGUGCAGAGGUACAAGCUCGCAUUGCGCGGGCGUCAAGACGCCGAAAACAGGCGAACAAGAUCGACCUCGGACCAGUCAACGCCAAUGAUAUGGGGAUGGAGUGUAGACGCAUCGUAGAACGCGUUUUCGUUUGAAGUUGACGUCUUGUUUGAGAGUAGAUGUGACAGAUUUGCGUAGAAUAGGGUAAGAUGUUAUCAUGAACGGAGAUGAAAGGGCUUUUCCAACACGGAGAUGUAGCAUGGAUCAAAGCAUUUGUUGGAUUUCAGCUUUUACAAGCGGACAUCAACGCAGUAGUAUUUUAGCAAGCUUACGAACGCAUAUAGGAUACCAUCAGGAUU